Messenger RNA from Myxocyprinus asiaticus (Chinese sucker), 7504 nucleotides. Its product is annotated as guanine nucleotide-binding protein G(o) subunit alpha. The record is from RefSeq and is a predicted model, not a curated record. Gene Ontology annotation, molecular function: GTP binding; mu-type opioid receptor binding; G protein-coupled serotonin receptor binding. The transcript is spliced from 8 exons. Bases 397 to 1461 code for a protein of 354 amino acids. Gene Ontology annotation, cellular component: heterotrimeric G-protein complex. Gene Ontology annotation, biological process: adenylate cyclase-modulating G protein-coupled receptor signaling pathway; G protein-coupled dopamine receptor signaling pathway. NCBI's taxonomy places the organism in Eukaryota, Metazoa, Chordata, Actinopteri, Cypriniformes, Catostomidae.
GCUCUCUCUCAAUACUGACCCUCCAUUGUGAGCACGCUAACGAUGCCAGCGCUCGCAGUCGCCGCCGCCGCCCAGUAGAGAGAACCCCCCCCCCCAACCCCCAGCCCGAGGACCGAGCACCACGACCCCGCUACAGAGACCGAUUGCGCGCGCGCAAGAGACGGAGACACUCUUACGUUCCAACCCAACGUUGUCUUUUGCGGGAUUUAAUGCUCUAGCUAGUCGCUGACAGGGAGAGAGAGAGAGAGUGUGUGUGUGUGUGUGAGAGAGAGAGGGAUAGGGACAGCCUUUGAGAGGGAUAAGGAAGAAAUACCGAGGGGGAAAAAAAAAAGGAUUGCUCGCUAUUUCUCACCCUGACCAUUUUGGAGAUAAAGAAGGGCCGAGGUUCAUCUUACCAUGGGAUGUACACUGAGCGCAGAGGAGAGAGCGGCUCUGGACAGGAGCAAAGCCAUCGAAAAAAACCUCAAAGAAGACGGAGUCACUGCUGCUAAGGAUGUGAAAUUGCUCCUGCUAGGGGCUGGGGAAUCUGGGAAAAGUACCAUCGUGAAACAGAUGAAGAUUAUCCAUGAGGAUGGUUUCUCUGGUGAUGAUGUGAAGCAGUACAAGCCAGUGGUCUACAGCAACACCAUCCAAUCCUUGGCUGCUAUCGUGCGUGCCAUGGACACACUGGGGCUUGAGUACGGAGACAAGGAGCGCAAAGCUGAUGCGAAGAUGGUGUGUGAUGUCGUGAGUCGUAUGGAGGAUACCGAGCCCUACUCCCCGGAGCUGCUGUCUGCCAUGAUCCGCUUGUGGUCUGACUCAGGCAUCCAGGAAUGCUUCAGCCGUGCCCGCGAGUACCAACUCAACGACUCCGCCCAAUAUUACUUAGACAGUUUAGAUCGGAUCGGUGCUGCAGACUACCAGCCCACAGAGCAGGACAUUCUGCGAACUCGAGUGAAGACCACCGGGAUUGUAGAAACCCACUUCACAUUUAAGAACCUGCACUUCAGGCUGUUUGAUGUAGGAGGUCAGAGGUCGGAGAGGAAGAAAUGGAUCCACUGCUUUGAGGAUGUCACUGCCAUCAUCUUCUGUGUGGCUCUGAGUGGAUACGACCAGGUGCUCCAUGAAGACGAGACCACGAACCGCAUGUUUGAAUCCUUGAAGCUGUUUGACAGCAUCUGCAACAACAAAUGGUUCACAAACACCUCCAUCAUUCUCUUUCUCAACAAAAAGGACAUAUUUGAGGAGAAAAUUAAGAAAUCCCCCCUAAGUAUCUGCUUCCCAGAGUACACAGGUUCAGACACGUUUGUGGAAACGGUGGACUACAUUCAAUCCCAAUAUGAGAGUAAGAACAAGUCAGUUGACAAGGAGAUCUACUCGCACAUCACCUGUGCUACAGACACCAACAACAUUCAGUUUGUCUUCGACGCUAUCACCGAUGUUAUCAUCGCCAACAACCUGCGCUUCUGUGGCCUUUACUAAUUAAAAUUUAAACCCACCUAGAUCCCUGCCCCACAAUUUUGGCAACUGUUGUCUGAUUGAUAUGUGACAUUUUUGUCCUUGUUUUAUACUUCUAAGUGUCUUGUUCUUCAUUGGUUUCCAUCAAGCAGGUCCGGCCUGUUAAGGCUUGUUAUAAGGUGAGAAGUACCUGAAAUCUGGUAAUAGUUCUCACAAAGCUGUUGUUUCAUUUAUCACAAGGUGGGUAGGUGCCAAAUUUAAACCAAAGGUCUGGACUAUUGAUUUUGUUCUUGUACAUUGUUACAAUCAUAGGAAUGUGCUUUGAAUGUCCUUCCUGAAUGGUGUGAUAGAGUGAGGUCAGGUUAUGGGAGAAGAAUAUUUUGAUUAAAUUUAGGUGCCAAACAUCCUCCACUUCCUACUUUUUCUUCAUUUUAACUGAGCUUGUAAAAACUCAGACCUGCCCUAUAGUCCAUACUACAGAGAAUGCACCUGAUUAUUUUAGAUUCAUGAGUUUAUAUGGCAACAUUUUGAAAUCAAAUGACUAUGCAGGUGGCACUAUAAAUGUUCUAUACUCAUUAAUUACAAAUAAAUGCAUUGUGGAAUAUGAAUUCUAAGAAUAUUCACAAGCUGGCUCAUAUUACAUGUGUUCCGAGUUGACAGCAAAGGCAGUGUUGAUGAAACACUAGGCUUGACAUUUACUUGGCAUUUAGAAGAGAGUGCAAAUGUCCAAUGCCCUGAGCCAAACCACACAAAUGUUAGCCUCUUAGCAUCCUAAAAAGCAACAGGACAUUUUACUCUUCAAAAUUGGAUUUUGGAUCUUUUAACCCAAACACCCAGGGCAUACCAAAAGUACAAAAUCAGUUGUUUUGGCAUUGUGUUGAGAACAGAAUUUUGCUUUAUUACACCCCAAUGAAAAUUCUCUCUAAAUAAUGUAUAUAUCAGAUUCAGAUUUUUUGUACUUUUAAUGCAAUGUUCUUGUCUAUUUACAAUAUGUUUUACAGCUUUUAGUACAAUAACCUGAAUAUAUAUGUAUAUUUAUGUACAGCUGAAGUCAGAAGUUUACAUACAUCUUAUCCAAAUACAUUUAUACUCAGUUUUUCACAAUUCCUGACAUUUAAUCAUAGAAAACAUUCCCUGCCUUAGGUCAGUUAGGAUCACUACUUUAUUUUAAGAAUGUGAAAUGUCAUAAUAAUAGUAGAGAAAAUUAUUUCAGCUUUUCUUUCUUUCAUCACAUUCCCAGUGGGUCAGAAGUUUACAUACCAUUUGUUAGUAUUUGGUAGCAUUUUACUUGGGUCAAACGUUUUGGGUAGCCUUCACAAAGCUUCUCACAAUAAGGAGUGGAAUUUUGGCCCAUUCCUCCAGACAGAACUGGUGUAACUGAGUCAGGAUUAUAGGCCUCCUUGCUCACACAUGCUUUUUCGGAUUGGAUUGAGGUCAGGGCUUUGUGAUGGCCACUCCAAUACCUUGACUUUGAUGUCCUUAAGCCAUUUUGCCACAGCUUUGGAGGUAUGCUUGGGAUCAUUGUUCAUUUGCGACAGAGCUUUAACUUCCUGGCUGAUGUCUUGAGAUGUUGCUUCAAUAUAUCCACAUAAUUUUCCUUCCUCAUGAUGCCAUUUAUUUGGUGAAGUGCACCAGUCCCUCCUGCAGCAAAGCACCCCCACAACAUGAUGCUGCCACCCCCAUGCUUCACAGUUGGGAUGGUGUUCUUUGGCUUGCAAGCCUCACUCUUUUUCCUCCAAAAUUUUUCCUCCAAACAUAACGAUGGUCAUUAUGGGCAAAAAAUUCAAUUUUUGUCUUAUUAGACCAGAGGACAUUUCUACAAAAAUGUGCACAUGCAAACUGUAGUCUGGCUUUUUUUUUUUUUUUUUUUUUUUUUAUGGUGGUUUUGGAGCAGUGGCUUUUUCCUUGUUGAGCAGCCUUUUAGGUUAUGUCGAUAUAUGACUCGUUUUACUGUGGAUAUAGAGACUUGUCUGCCUGUUUCCUCCAACAUCUUCACAAGGUUCUUUGCUGUUGUCAGUGGCAGAUUUAGGCAUGGGUGCCAUGGGCUGUUGCCCAGGGCGGCAUCUUGUGGGGGGGUGGCACGAGGCAUCCACACAGACCCCCCCACCGGUCAACAACUUAGGGGGUGUGUUGAAGCAGGUAUUACCCAGGGCGUUAUACAAGCCAGAAAUGCUACUGGCUGUUGUUCUGGGAUUGAUAUGCACUUUUCACAUCAAACUACAUUCAUCUCUAGGAGUAUAAACCAGACUUAUGGAGGUCCAUAAUUUUUUUUUCUGAGGUCUUGACAGAUUUAUUUUGAUUUUCCCAUGAUGUCAAGCAAAGAGUCACUGAAUUUGAAGGUAGGCCUUAAAAUACAUCCACAGGUACACCUCAAAUUGACUCCAAUUAGCCUAUCAGAAGUGAAUUGGCUAAUUGCCUAAAGGCUUGACAUCAUUUUCUGGAAUUUUACAAGCUGCUUAAAGGCACAGUUGACUUAGUGAAUGUAAACUUCUGACCCAUUGCAAUUGUGAUAUAGUCAAUUAAAAGUGAAACAAUCUGUCUGUAAAUAAUUGCACAAAGUAGAUGUCCUAAACAACUUGAGAAAACUAUAGUUUACUAAUAUUAAAUCUGGAGUGGUUAAAAAUGAGUUUUAAUGACUUCAACCUAAGUGUAUGUAAACUUCUGACUUCAACUGUAUGUAUGUAUGUAUUUUGCACUUGUUUUAAGCAGUGAUUAAUAUCAAAUUUUUGGCCACCAGAAUAGAAUCAAUGAGCUGUCUAACCCCAGGUUGCCUGCUUUGUUGUAGAUGAAGAUUAGUUUAUUUUGACAUAGUUUGUAUGAUUGCUGGUCACAAACAGUAUGUUUAAAACUGCAGUCAUAAGCACUUCGUUAGUCAUAUCUAGGAGCGAGACAGUUCCAACCAAAGUAAUAGCAAGAUGUUCAAUUUUACAUUGAAUUGUGAACAGGAACAUUUCUGUAAUGACUACUGAUUUAAAUGUUGCAAAGGCUUUUUUGUCUGAUGAGAUGUUGUUUGCUCUAAAACAUGCUACGAUGUGUUUCUUACAUCUCCAAGGUUGUCUUUGUUUGGAACCAAGUCCUUGACCACUAGCCGUUGCUGUGUGUCUUUAUGUGUGUAUGUCAAAAUACAAAUCUACUGUACAAUUUAUAUUUAAGUGCCAUAUAUGCUUCGGAUAUUUGCUGCCACAGGAUGAAAUGUGUGUACUGUGCUUCUUAAAAAGAUAGUUAGCCCAAAACAAUCUGGAUGUCAUUUACUCACCCUCAUGUUGUUUCAAAACACAAAAUGUGAAUGCAGACGCUGCUCUUUUUUUCCAUACAAAGAAAGUGAAUAGAGACUGGCUGUCAGUCCCUAACAUUCUGCCCAGCUGAGCAGCUUGCAAAUUCUGCUAAAUAUCUCCUUUUGUGUUCUUUAAAAUAAAAUAAAAAAUAAUAAAAAAAAUUAAUACAAUAUGAGUUUGGAACAUUGUGAAAGUUAGUAAAUUAUGACUUUGUUUUUUUUUUUUAGCAUUAAAGGAAUAUUCUGGGUUCAAUACAAGUUAAGCUCAAUCUACAGCAUUUGUGGCAUAAUGUUGAUUACCACAAAAAAAAAAAAAAAAAAAAAAAAAAAAAAACAUUUAAUUCGUCUGUACUUCUCUUGGAGAAAAAAAAAAGAAAAAAAAAAGGUUACAGUGAGCCACUUACAAUGAAAGUGAAUGUGGCCAAUUUUUUGAGGAUUUAAAUGCAGACAUUUGAAGCUUAUAAUUUUAUAAAAGCACAUACAUUAAUUCUUCUGUUUGUUGAUAUUAUUUUGUCAUGGCAGUGAAGUUGUAAAAUUGGUUAUAUCUUUACACAGAAACGAUUAGUUAAUUAGUUAGAUUUUUAUCACACUAUAAUCAUGUUACCUCAAAUACUGUUUAUGUCUUGUGGCUAUACUUUUGAAACAGUGAGUAUUUUAAAGUUUAUGGUUGGCACCAUUUACUUCUACUGUAAGUGCCUCAUUGAUUUUUGCUUUUUUUAAAGAAAAGGGGCAAGUCAAAAUUAUUUUUGUGGUAAUCAAUAUUAUGGCACAAAUGCUGUCGAUUGAGCUUAACUUGCAUUGAACCCAGAAUAUUCCUUUAAAGGUGCGCUGAAUUAUUUUUUCCUCAUUAAAAAAGUUUUACUCUUAAAGAAAUUAACAUUAAUUUUGAAACAUAGGUAUAAAAUAAUGUGCAGUCACAUGAGAUGAAGACUCCAGUCAUAUCAGUAGCCUUAAUAAAAAGCUGUUUUAUUCUAUAUGGAGAGGGUCCCCACAUGGGGGCUGACAUGUAAGAAACACAUGACCAGCCAAAUACUACUCACUUAAUCUCAGUAACGGCCUUGAUAUUAAACAGUUUCACUCUUGAAUUAAAUUAAUCAUAGCUGACUGUGAAUAGUGAAUUUCUACAAUGGCAUAUGAAACUAAAAACUAUUGAUUUUGAAUGAUGCUGCAUCCACGCCACUAGGUGUCAUUCUAGGUCCAAUAUGACACAAAUGCAAAAGUUACUGAGUGCACCUUUAAUCUUUACCUCUCUUCAGGAUAACAUUUGCAAAACGUCACCUUGUCGCCAUUAAGUCUCAAUCAGUUUCUAGCUGCUGUGAAUCUGUGAGAAAAGUGAUUAAAUUCAAUAGUUUGCUUCAGAAGGCCAAAUGACAGUGAUUCUUUUCCUAAACAAAUAAGCCAAAACAGUAACCGUAAUUGUACAUUUGAUAUUAUCGGGUCAUAUAUGGUGGUUUCCUUGAUGUUAAAACAUGCUGAAUUGUGCCAACAAUGAGCUGUUAUUUGUACUGUUAAGGCCAGUGUCAAUAAUGAGUGCCUUUCAGCCUUUGCACAGGUAAAUUUUUAGGCAUUUUGCUAGGGAGGAACUCUGAGCUUUGUAAAUACAUUUUGCGAACAUGUGUGUGGUGUACAUUGGCUUGCAUUCCAGAAACCAAACAAAUACCCAACAGGGACAGCAAUAUAAUUUAUUUGUUAACCUCUUGGGCUUAGGUAAAGUUACUGAAGGGUAAUUGAAUCUGUCAGUUGCUAAGGGAAAAAGGCCAGUUUGUUCCCUGCGGUGUAGCUGUAUUACAAAUAGCAGUUGUACCCAGGCUACUUUCAUCACACUGACUCAUUUCUAAUGUAAUAGAGCUGUAUAUUUUGCUAAUGUAACAUGAUUUACCUGAAAUGGUACAUAAAUUAGUCAGGAAAUAUUGAGUUCCAUGGUGUUUAAUUAAAAUUUUACUUGGAAUAUGCCUCCAAUUAUACAUGCAGCACCCAGCAGACUGGAGCAAAAUUCUCCCAGUUCCCAAUCCCAGUGCCCAUCAGUAGUUUGAUGUUUUUGUUUGUUUUUGUCAAACUGCUGUGAUUGUUAUUUGUAUGUAUCUCUCACUGCUAUGAUUAUUUAUUGAACAAUGGAUGUCUAUUUAUAUGACAUAAAUUAAUAAAGUGCUCAUGAAAUUUGGUGUGUGGCACCCAUUUUUGACUCUUACCUCCUCUCUAACACAAACAAACCUCUCAAAAUUGCUUUUGUUUGAGCAGAUGCUAAUAUCUUUCUUGAUUGCCGUCCUUUCACUUAACUGUUACCAAUACUUUUAUUCAUAUCUAAUUUUCUAUUUCUUAUGAAAGCUAAUUUGUGAUCAGAUGCUGACAAUGCAGAGUUGAAAUAGCACUUCCAGUCUGAUAAGUUUGUUAUCCUUGUAGACUGUACACGGCCCCAGGUUGUGGAUUCAUAUCCUACAUGUUCACAUGAUGUCAUAUGUGCAUCUAGUAAAGUUCAUUCAUAAUUGAUCCUGCCAAUGCAUAUGGGCAGAAUUGAUCCAAACCUUAUCUGCAUAAUAAUAUCAGCAGACAGUGAAACUCAAGAGGCUUAGUUGAUGCCAUAUUUUGGAUGUAACAUUCUCUUACUUCAUGAUCAAUUUUGCUUAUGCAAUAAUGGACCAAUUGAUGUUUUGCUUUUUGUGGGCCUCAACUAUUUGCUUACCUUGACUGAACCACUCUUGCUAUUUGUAAUUUCCACACUAACCAUUUCUGGUUUCUGUUUCUGUCUGCCUCUUUUUCUCUAUUUUUCUCUUUCUGUCUAUCGCCCUAUUCUGG